AUGGGUCUGUCAAAGUCGAACCGGAUCCUCAUCCUGCUCGCCAUUGACAGCGCCUUCUUUCUCCUCGAAUUGGUUGUUGGCUAUGCCGUCCACUCCCUGGCCCUCGUGGCCGACUCCUUCCACAUGCUCAACGAUGUUCUCUCGCUAUGCGUUGGACUGUGGGCCGUCAAGGUCGCGAACCAGAAGACCAAGUCGAAGAUGUAUACCUAUGGAUGGCAACGAGCAGAAACUCUCGGUGCGCUCGUCAACGGCGUCUUCCUCGUCGCCCUGUGCCUCUCCAUCUUCCUCGAGGCCAUCCAACGGCUCGUCGAACCACAGGAGGUGUCCAACCCCAAGUUGGUCUUGAUUGUCGGUUGCCUCGGCCUAGCAUCGAACAUCAUCGGUCUCUUCCUCUUCCAUGAACACGGUCACAGCCACGGUGGUGGAGGAGAGCAUGGACAUGCACAUGGGGAGGGUGCUACAGAUGACCUGUCUGCGGCCGAAGAAGGGCACAGCCAUGCGCCUAUCGGAGCUGUCCAGGACGACGUCGAGGCGGUGGCCGACGAGGGAGGCAAUGUCGCUGAUGUGCUCCCGGAGAGCCGCUUUGGUAAUUGGCCAACAACACAGAAGCGAGGGUCGGGCCAGCCGUCCGGUAUCUCGUGGGACGUUGAUGGCAAGCCGACUUACAAGACUGCACCCGGCGGCCGUCGUGAGCGGAGGCACAGCCGUUCAAGGUCACGGGCCUACUCUAACCUCGACGAGAUCGACGUGCAUCCCGCGUCUUUCAGGAACUCGAUCAUAGCAGCCGCGCGCAUCGAAAACACCGAGUCCGAAACCGAUACCGAGAAUGAGAACGCAGUGGCCGACGAGAACAAUGAUCCUACCGAGAAUUCACCACUCCUGAAUGGGACGAAGAGGAGGGCCUCGACCAGUAAGAGUUCUGGUAAAGACGGCAAGACAAGCAACGGCAAGGCCAUCUCCCACCCCGAGCACAAUCACAACCAACCCAAGGAAUCAGGCAAGGGAGGCCACGGCCACUCCCACGGCGACCUAAACAUGCGCGGCGUCUUCCUUCACGUCAUGGGCGAUGCGCUCGGCAACAUUGGCGUCAUAGCGUCCGCGCUGGUGAUCUGGCUGACGCCCUACUGGUGGCGCUUCUAUUCCGACCCGCUCAUCUCCCUCAUCAUCACAGUCAUAAUCCUGUGCUCAGCCAUCCCGCUCUGCAAAGCCGCGUCUCGGAUCCUGCUGCAAGCCGUUCCCGCUGGUCUAAGCGUCGACGACAUCAAGGAGGACAUUAUGGAGCUGCCCGGCAUCGCCAGCUGCCACCACCUGCACGUUUGGCAGCUCAGCGACACGAAGCUCGUGGCAUCGCUGCACGUGCAGGUCGCGUUCGACUUCAAGGGCCAAGGGUCGGCGCGCUACAUGGAGCUCGUGCGGAACAUUAGGCAGUGCCUGCACGAGUACGGCAUCCACUCCUCGACCAUCCAGCCGGAAUUCUGUCUGGAUGAGAGCCAUGACCACUCGGUGGCGUACGACAACAGUGAAGAUAGUUGUAGCGAGAACGGUGCGCCGAAGAACGGCAAGCGGAAAACUGUCAGCAAGCAGGCGAGCAAGACGGGUAGUCUGAGGGAUAUGCCGGAGGAGUGUCUCCUUGAUUGCGGGGAUGCGUGCGGGAAUGCGAAGCAGUGCUGUGCGCCUGCGGAGUCGGAGGGGCAGGCGAGUGAGAGUGGGAAUGGGAAGGGUGGGAAGAAGUAG
This is a messenger RNA of Coniosporium apollinis CBS 100218, 1734 nucleotides long. RefSeq lists its product as uncharacterized. Gene Ontology annotation, biological process: intracellular zinc ion homeostasis; zinc ion transmembrane transport. Gene Ontology annotation, cellular component: membrane. Gene Ontology annotation, molecular function: zinc ion transmembrane transporter activity. Lineage: Eukaryota; Fungi; Ascomycota; Dothideomycetes. The record is from RefSeq and is a predicted model, not a curated record. The coding region runs from base 1 to 1734 and encodes 577 amino acids. The transcript is spliced from 3 exons.